Dermacentor silvarum is the source of this 4304-nucleotide messenger RNA. It is a transcript of the gene RhoGAP15B, whose product is annotated as arf-GAP with Rho-GAP domain, ANK repeat and PH domain-containing protein 1-like. Lineage: Eukaryota; Metazoa; Arthropoda; Arachnida; Ixodida; Ixodidae. The record is from RefSeq and is a predicted model, not a curated record. Gene Ontology annotation, biological process: signal transduction.
UAUGUGCCCAUGCUUGCGUGUUGCGCCCCUGCCGCUCUGCCUACAUACAUCAAACCUUUCAAACCUGUGCUAUGUAUCUCUUAAGCUAAACAGCUGUACGCACUCCUAAUAUAUUCUCUGCGUAUUGAUUAUCGUGGGCCGUCACCUGGAGUACAUUCGACAUGCUGUGACACCAAGUUACUGAAGAAUGCGCUACAACUCGGAGAAGACCUUGACAAAGUGCUGCUGAUCGCUGGAAGCUUGGAAUCGCCGGACGUCCGUUGGCUGGCGCAGCAAAUAUAUGAUUGACUGGUCGAAGUCAGAAAUUGUGAGCUUAAUGUCUGGCUAAAAGCAUUCUCAAACGCUCGUGUGUCAUGUGGUACCGGCAAAUAUGAGCGCGGCUUUGACAACACGCUCCGUGCCUGCAUGAGCUUGACAUGAAAGCCACCGAGACAUGAACAAUCCUCCCCCGAUCCUACCAAGGAGGCCGCAACCACUUGCCCCCUCUGGCACAGAUCAGAGCGUUUCUCCUCCAAUCUCCCUUGACACCAAAGUCCCAUGUCGCGCUCUUUCAUUCAAAGCACCUAAAAAAGACAUGGCAUCGUCAGAGCCUUCGAGCUUGAGAUAUGUUCCAGAUAGCUCCUUGCCCACAUCAGAAGUUGUGCUGGAGCCACCCUCAGCACAGCCUUGCUCAUCUCACAUUCAGAAGCCAAUGGCACAGCAGUUCACAAACCCAAUAUAUUUGCUUAUGGAUGACAAAAUGGAAGCUCCUGCCAAUGUGGAACAAGCACCUAGAGCAAAUCGUGGGCCAGAUGUCAGCGAUACUGACUCUAUAAUGUUUCUGAAAAGAAACAGGCCAAAGCUUCAGCGCCAAAAGUGUGAGGAGGUCCCCAGCUCACCACAGUUACCACCCUCACUUUUUCCUCACAUUUAUGAGGAUGUACCUCAGGGGGUUCUGGAGAAAAAUCGAAAGCUCAUUGCCGACCAGGAGGCUCGUGGUCCGAGCACCGUUGAAUCUCUUCCUGAUCAUUCGAGUGCCAAAGAUGAAAGCUCAAAAACUCCACCAGUAACUCCACAGGGCUCUCCUCAGGAGUUUGUAAAGCCAGUACGUGAUGUGAGUGUAUUUUGGAACCAGCCUCAGCUGUCACUUUCAGGUGUUUUCUACGAGUUUCCUGUCCAUCGAUCUCCUCCAAACAAGCAAGAGCUGAUGUCACCAACCUACGACACACCCCCUAGCCUCAGGAAGCAAAUCUCAUUGACUGACAGUGAAUAUGAGAAUGUUGCAUUCAAAACACCUCCGUCGUAUGAAAUUCCACCUCCGCCACUUCCUGUCACUUGUGACACAUCGAUAUCGAAGGAAAGCAAGCUCUUGGAGGACAGUGAUCCUAAAUCUCCACUGGCUGCAUGCACAGUGCACGAAGACUCACUUUUACCUUCUUCAGCACACAUGCUCUACGAAGUACCCAAACCUUUCCCAAGGCCUUGCAUUUCCCCUCCUGAAAACACUUUCGUUUUCCCAGAUCCAUCUGAACUCUACGACAUCCCGCCGCAAAGAGCAGCUUUUCCUUCACUAUCUGAUUCACCCAAAGACUCAGAUUUCAUGGAUGCUUUUGAUGUUUUUUCAUCAGAUGAUAUUGAAUCUGAAUAUUUGCCGUUAAUAACUCCUCCGCCAUCCUACCCACCUCCGCCACCUCCUGAGCCAGAGCCCCCUGAAAUACCCCCUAGGAACAACGCUGCUGUUGCAUUGCCGGCAGCAAAAUGCCUCUUUGAACCCCAGGUCCCAAUUCCAGCUGUUAGGACCUCACUUGCAAAGCGGAACCAAGUUGACCAGCAGCCAAGAUGUUCCACGCCUCUCUCAAACUCCACAGAUGAAGGAAAGGCCAGUCCUCAUACUAAAACGGCAUCUACAUUUUAUCGUGCUCUUCUCCCAAGCCAGCACCCUGUCCCAGCUGCCUUCAAGGCUGACUUCGAACAAAGCCCAACCCCAUCCCUAAGAAGUACUUCCUCGAAUGCUCCCCAGAGUGCACCAGAUUCCCCGCAAUUUGAAAGCCUACUUGGACGCAGAGCUUUCACUGAUGUGAGUGAUCGCUCUCCCUCUAGACAAGAUACCACAUCUGCGACAAGUGACUCCUCUUCACUGCAGUCCGAAGAUUGCUGGACUACAGACAAGCUGGACUUCUCUGGAUAUGUUUACAAGGCUGGAUCAAACCGUAAAGGAUUCCAGAAAUGCUGGUGCACACUUAAUGAUGGCUGUUGGAGCUACUAUGCGUCAGACAAGGACACCAUUCCUUUGGGCGCUUUGGCACCUCAAGACAUCGGGGCAGUUUUUGCUGUAGCUGGAAACGAACCGAGCCCAGCUACGUCCACUGUGCCCAACCUGUGGUGCUUCGAGAUCCAAGCGCUGCAGUCACAGAACCGACCCCUUUUGCUGGGCGUGCCAACGCUGCCCGAGCGAAGGGAGUGGCUUGAGCGACUUGCACGUCUGGUGGCUCCGCAGACAAGCAGUGGCCUAAGUGCACGUCAGUUGCAUGGGGAGCCCAAGCAUGCUGGCCGGCUGCACCUCAAGGAAGGCACCACUGGCUUCUGGCAGAUGGCAGGCGUUGUGCUUCGCGGGCGAUCCCUUGGCAUCCACCUUCCAGGGAAUGUGGAGCAGAUUGAUUUGCGCAAGGUCAUGUCUGUAGGCAAGGUCACUGCUGAUCAGACCUACUUGACCUAUGGAGGGGCUCAGGAGCGAGGUCCUUCGUUCCAAGUGAGGAUCCCUGGAAGGGUACUUUACCUUCAGGCGGACCACCCGAAGCAUACAGAGUCGUGGCUCGCAUCUGUCACUGCAGCGUGGCAGACGCCUCUAGAUGCACCCCUGUCUGAGCAAUACAUCACCCAAGAAGGCAUCCCUGUGGCUGUAGACCGCUGCAUCAAUUUCAUCAGCACGCAUGGCACCCUGCUGACUGGUAUCUACCGGCUCGCUGGUUCAAGUGCCAAGAUCAAGAAACUAGUGGAACACAUGUUGCAAAAUCCUUGGGAGCUGCACCUGACAACUGAGGAGUACUCACCACACGAUGUUUCCAAUGCCUUGAAGCGUUACUUGAGGAGCUUCAAGGACUGCCUCCUGACAAGCUGUUUGUUCAAUAACUGGAUUCAGUCAAGCAAGUGCCAAAAUCCAGCAGAAAGGAAGAAGAUGGUGAAGAACCUGUUGAAUGAGCUCCCAACAGUGAACUACUUGUUGCUGAAGAAGUUAACCAGCCACCUCAAGAGCAUCAGCGAUCACAGUGACAAGAAUUUCAUGCCUGUGCUCAACCUGGCACCCUGUGUUUGGACCGUCGGUGCUUUACAAGAUGGUCGGAGACCUCGAAACCGAGUCACCAACCAGCUCCAGCUUUGAGAGAACAAUGCCUCCAUGGAUGUUGUUGCUGACCUCAUUUCUGGUUAUUCCUGGUUCUUCGAGGUGGAUGCUGCCGAGAUGGAAAAGGAGAAACGAAUUCAGGCAGCCAUGGAUCUCCUUAGGGAAGCAAAAAUUGCUCAGAGACCAGCUGGUGACAUUCUAGUCGGUGUGUACGUCUACAGCAAAGAUUGGGGUCACUGCAUCAAUGUCAAGCUCUCUCCUGCCAUGACAGCAGGUGCUUUGUGCAAGCACACCAUGCAGCAACUGAAUAUCAAGGAGCCCGUCAACAAAAUGGCUGUCUUUGAAGUUGUCUGUGAUCAAGAUCUGGAACGGCCCUUACAUCACAGUGAGCCUGUCCUCUCUGUCGUAGUUCGCUGGGCCAACUGGGAUGCAUCGUUUGCCAAGUCCAAUUACCUUUGUAUCAAAAACAACUAUGUCUAUGAUGAAAUAGCACCUCUCGUAUCGAAUCGUCAGCCACUGUCUGUGUUCAGUGAGCUUCGCUAUGCCGAGGCUCGUCAGAAGAGCUUCAAAAAAUCUGUCCUUGAGUUUACAGGUGGCAAGAUAACGCAGUACAAAGAUUCAAAGGCUAGUCAGCUUGUGAACCAAUGGAACAUUGAGGACGUCCUCUGGUUCAUGGGAUGCGAAUCACGGCGGAGCCCACCUUCCAAGUGGAAUUUUACAUUUGUGAUGCGUCAAGGAGACAUAAAGAGGACGAGGGACCGUCCAUUCUUUGGCAACUGUGUGAGCCUGGCCACCCAGGAGGAAUUUGAGAAGUGGCUGGCGGCUAUGCUGAAUGCUGAGUUCCCCAAAGUAUGCAGUCUUUAUAGUUUCAGAUCUGGAAUUCCAAUUUUCUGGAUGGAGUGAAGAUGUUCUCUGAAUUUUGCCAGCUUUAUUUGCUGUUAAAUAAAAGAAGUCAGCAACAAUAGACCAUUGUAGCCUUCAUUUG